CCCUGUGAGGGAGGGGCAAGACCCAGAAGGCGAAGGAGAGCCGCAUGGGGACGACGAGGGAGGGCCUUGGUGAAGAUGUCUGCAAGGAGGAGAGAGCGAUCGAGGAGGAGCGGGUGGAGCGCCAGGAAAUGAGGCCGCUCCCGAGGGAGAAACCAUACCCCUUCCUUGGUGCCUUUGAUGUAGCGGAGAACGCGCUUGGCCGCUUGCCAGUGCUCGGGAAGCUGGUGGCCGACUUGGAGGGGUGUGGAGACGGGUUUGGCCGUGGCCAUCUCGAAGCGUUCAAGGACCUUCUCGAGGUAGAAUGCCUGAGAGAGGGAGAUGGUCCUGGCCGCACGAUCGCGAGAAAUCUCCAUCCCGAGGUAGUUGCGGACCUCCCCCAGGUCCUUGCAGAGGAGGCGCUUCUGCAGCUCAUCCUUGACCUGUUGUAGGUCUGCUUCGUUGUCAGCGGCAAGAAGCAUGUCGUCGACGUAGACGAGGAUGUAGAAGGGGGAGGGGGAGGUGCGCAGGAAGAGGCAGGAGGAAGCCUGGGAAGGGCGAAAACCAAGAGCACGGAGAGUGCUCGAGAGCUUGGCAUGCCAUUCCCGAGGAGCUUGCUUGAGGCCGUAGACCG
Molecule: messenger RNA, 610 nt
Organism: Closterium sp. NIES-67
Lineage: Eukaryota; Viridiplantae; Streptophyta; Zygnematophyceae; Desmidiales; Closteriaceae
Source: the annotation of a GenBank genome assembly